Danio rerio (zebrafish) is the source of this 1374-nucleotide messenger RNA. It is a transcript of the gene b4galt5, whose product is annotated as beta-1,4-galactosyltransferase 5. Gene Ontology annotation, molecular function: glycosyltransferase activity; UDP-galactose:glucosylceramide beta-1,4-galactosyltransferase activity. The record is from RefSeq and is marked validated. Gene Ontology annotation, cellular component: Golgi apparatus; Golgi cisterna membrane. Gene Ontology annotation, biological process: carbohydrate metabolic process. Lineage: Eukaryota; Metazoa; Chordata; Actinopteri; Cypriniformes; Danionidae.
UUCAUUAGCAGAGCGCAGGAGGGUGUGUGUGUGUGUGUGUGUAUGCGAGAGUGUGUGUGCGCGCGCGCUCUCUCUGCCUGACCAAUACAUACAGACACACGGGAUGGAGAAGAUGAUGAGGCUCUACUAAAACAACCAAACCUUUUAAAUUUCGGGAUCAUAUCUGGACUCUCUAUUAACGGGACACGCAUACAGAAGAAUACCUGCGUCUCUCUGUCUAUAUAAUGCCGACACAUCUGAGAUUUCGGAGAAGGUCAUUCCUCGGACUGUUAUUUCUCUUCUCGCUCUCCACAUCUGCACUGUACUUCAUCUACUCGGCUCCUGGAAUAGUUAAUGAGUACCUGUUCAUGGUUCAGGCCCGUGGAAUCCAGAUCCGUGAAAAUGUGAGGAAUAUGGGGGCUCAGGUUCUGGAGCAGGUGGUCCGAAGUGCUUACAGCAUCAACGGCACAGACUACACCUAUGAGUUUAACUUCAGCGAGACAGACGCGUCCCCCACUCCUUUUCUCCCGGAGGGCUUCACGUAUAAGCCUGAGCAGGUCUGCCCAGAGAAGCUGCCCUCCAUGAAGGGCCGGCUGAAGGUGAACAUGAGUGAGAUCGCUCUAGACGAGGUGGAGAAACUGCUGAAGCUAAAUGAUCCGGGUCUGUCAGUCGGAGGCCACUGGAAACCCCAUGACUGUCGCCCACGCUGGAAGGUGGCCAUUUUGGUUCCUUUCCGAAAUCGCCAUGAGCACCUUCCAAUACUCUUCCGGCAUCUGAUCCCGGCGCUGCAGAGACAGAGACUGCAGUUCGGCUUCUACGUCAUUGAACAGGCAGGAAAUGAACCCUUCAACCGUGCCAUGCUGUUUAAUGUCGGAUUCAAAGAGGCCAUGAAGGACUUGAACUGGGAUUGCGUGAUAUUCCACGAUGUGGACCACAUUCUGGAAAAUGACCGCAACUAUUACGGAUGUGGUGAAAUGCCCAGACAUUUUGCGGUCAAACUCAACAAGUACUCUUACAUGCUUCCAUAUGAGGAGUUUUUUGGUGGAGUGAGCGGACUCACCGUCAAGCAAUUCAAAAGGAUAAAUGGCUUUCCCAAUGCAUUCUGGGGCUGGGGAGGAGAAGACGAUGACCUUUGGAACAGAGUUCAAUUUGCUGGAUACAAGGUGAGCCGUCCUCAUGGAGAGCUGGGCCGCUACAUGUCCAUCCCGCACCACCACCGAGGAGAAGUGCAGUUUCUGGGCAGAUACAAGUUACUCCGUAGGUCGAAGGAGAGGCAGAGUCUGGACGGCCUGAAUAACUUGAAUUACUCCCCUCUAGUGUCCCGGAGGAGUCUUUACACCAACGUGUCAGUGACGCUCAGUCGAGAUCUGGCUCCUGUGGCCGAUUACUGACAAA